AUGGCACAAGAAGAAAUCCAGGAAACUCAGGAGGGAGAGGAACAAUCCGACAAUGGCGAAACUCCUACACAAGCAUCUGAGAAUGAGAAGCCAAUGGAGGAUGCUCCUGAAAAAAUUGAGGAAACCCCUCCUGCUGAGGAAGAAAACAAUGAAGCUCCCGAGCAGCAGGGGGAAUCAGGUGAUGAAGAAGGCGAGGAGGAGACAUUUGGAAUAAAGUUAGAGGCUUGGAAUGAACAAAGGGAGCAAGGGAUCUUUCCUGGUCCCCUGUAG
This is a messenger RNA of Ilex paraguariensis (yerba mate), 270 nucleotides long. The record is from the annotation of a GenBank genome assembly. Lineage: Eukaryota; Viridiplantae; Streptophyta; Magnoliopsida; Aquifoliales; Aquifoliaceae.